This is a messenger RNA of Scatophagus argus, 442 nucleotides long. Its product is annotated as protein preY, mitochondrial-like. The transcript is spliced from 2 exons. Lineage: Eukaryota; Metazoa; Chordata; Actinopteri; Scatophagidae. Bases 75 to 422 code for a protein of 115 amino acids. The record is from RefSeq and is a predicted model, not a curated record.
AUUGGGGUUACACAUUUUCAUUGCAGGUCUUUCCGGUCGGGGAGUUUUAGCCAGUUUGUUGCACAGUUUUGGUCAUGUUUCGGAAUGUUUUGGGUAGACUGGUGACAGAAACAGUUCUUGUUUACCGCUAUGUGAAAAAGGCACCUUUAAUACAGAGGGUAACACCAGUCUCUGUGUCGGUCAGGAGGCUUUCGGACGUGAAGGACGAAGUGCAGCAGGCAUUUGACACCUCUCUGCUUGAGUUCCUGGUGUGUCCGCUGUCCAAGAAGCCACUGAGGUACGAGGCUAAAACCAAUGAGUUGAUCAACGAGGAGCUUGGUAUCGCCUAUCCCAUCAUUGGUGGCAUCCCCAACAUGAUCCCUCAGGAUGCCAGACUCCUACAGAAAGAUGAAGAUACCUCAACCACACCAACAGAAGGGUAGAAACCUUCAGCUGACCCAAG